Molecule: messenger RNA, 495 nt
Organism: Aspergillus melleus
Lineage: Eukaryota; Fungi; Ascomycota; Eurotiomycetes; Eurotiales; Aspergillaceae
Exons: 3
Coding region: 1-495 (164 amino acids)
Source: RefSeq, a predicted model, not a curated record
AUGUCUCAGAUAGGCCUGCUUGUCGCAGAAGGCAUUGAUUUCCUCGAAAUCAGUGGCGGCACAUAUGAGAACCCAAGAAUGGUCGAGGGUGAUAAGUCACAGACAGUACAGAAGAGUGUACGAACCGCAGCUCGCGAGGCCUUCUUCAUUGACUUUGCGAAAGAGACUCGCAAGCGGUAUCCAAAUCUAGUUCUGAUGUUGACCGGCGGUUUUCGCAGUCGAUCUGGUGCAGAGGCCGCGAUCAAAGAGAACGCCUGUGAUAUAGUCGGUAUAGCGCGUCCAGCGGCUGUUUAUCCUAACUUCCCGAAACUGCUUUUAGAGGAAAGCAAAUCAUAUGAGGAUGCACAUAUCACACUGAGUCGAGUACAACCUGGCUUCCUUCCCAAGCUCCUUCGUAGCCAAAUUCUAGGUGCAGGUGCUGAGACUACUUUCUAUGCUAACCAGAUUCACCGAUUAGCGAAGGGGAAGACCCCAUUCGCUCCUGCCUCUGUAUAG